Messenger RNA from Melopsittacus undulatus (budgerigar), 1341 nucleotides. Its product is annotated as caspase recruitment domain-containing protein 8-like. NCBI's taxonomy places the organism in Eukaryota, Metazoa, Chordata, Aves, Psittaciformes, Psittaculidae. The record is from RefSeq and is a predicted model, not a curated record. Gene Ontology annotation, cellular component: canonical inflammasome complex. Gene Ontology annotation, biological process: regulation of apoptotic process.
AUGGCUGAAAGAGACCCCAAGGAGGGUGAUGGACCCUUAAUCCACAGUUCUGGUGAGUUCAACGAGUUUAGUGUCUUCAGUAAGACUUUGUGGGGCAAAACACUUUCAGUGCCAAUGUCUCUGGAGGACUCUGUGGAGCUUACAGUCAAGAUGAACGAGAGCGAUGACAAGCUGAAGCCGAACCCAGACCCACUACUGCAGGGAAAUUGCUGCAGCUGCAUCAGAGAGGGUCUUCCACAAGUGGUGCCAGAGAUAAUCCGAGAGGCUUUGAAGCACUGCAUCACAUAUCAAGCUCACCUCCCUGGUGCAGGCAUCUUCCAGUGCUCCAUGACAGGCCUUGGCUUUAAGGUGAAUUCAGCAGUGACCAUCACCUAAAGAUAUGCCACCUGGAGCAGACACCUCAGCAAGGCCGAUGAGGAAAUGUGGGCUCCUGCUGGACCCCUCUUCAACAUCAAGGUGCAGCCCAUGGUAGUGCUGGAGGUGCAUCUGCCCCACUUCAUCUGCCUCACAGGCGUAGACACCAGCCAAUGUUCCAUUGCCCAUUUUAAAUCUAAGAAUAUGAUCCUGAAGAGACCAACCAGGGUGGUUACAUUCUCUGCUGUCCUGAGGAAUCCCAGCUUCUCACUGCUUGGGGUGCUUUGGAGGAAGUUACAUUCGACCUUAAAUUCAUUUCCUAUGCAUUCUUUGGUGCUGAUCUAUCAGCAGCUCAGGGCUGCAAACACAACUUUUCACCUCUACCUGAUCCCAGAUGACAAAUCUGUGAAGCAGGCCAUAGAAAACCAAGAAAAGAACUGGAAUUCAAGGCUUAUUCUCAAGCCUCCUCCAUUCAGCCCUCUGUUCUUUGGCUGCAUUUACCGGGUUACCAGUACAGAUUUGGUGGUGAUAACACCUGAAGCACACUUGCCAUUUUGUUACAAGAGUCCUAAGGAACAGCAGCUCUUUGUUGAGAUCUACAUCAACAACAUGGAAGAGGAAAUUGGGCUCCUUAUGACAAACACACGUGAUAAUACUGAGGUCUGAAGGGCAUCGUUGAGACCAGGUGAUAUUAAUCCUCCUGCCUCUGCCUUUAUGAACAUGUCAGGUGAAGCAUUCUUGAAGAAGCACAAGGCCAAACUUUGCUCCAGGAUGAGGCAGCUCACCAUUCUGCUGCACUUGAGGAAUGCAAAUGUCAUCAAUAGUGAUGAAGAAGAGGAGCUGCGAAGUCAAAAUAAGAGUGUAACAAGGAACCUAAUUUGGCUGGAUCUAAUUGAGAAGAAGGGUCUGGAGGCCCAGGAACAGCUCUACCAGACCCUCCGUUUGAAAGACCCAUAUCUUAUUGCAGAUCUGGAGAAUUCCAGCUAG